AUGCAAAUAAAAGUUAAGACAAUAGCUGGAAGAGACUUAGAGCUUACUGUUGAUCCUGAGGACACUGUUCUAGAUCUGAAGCAAAAAAUAGAGAGCAUCGAGUUGAUCCCUGUAGAGCAGCAGAGGCUUGUAAGCAAUGGGAGGAUAUUGAUGAAGGAAAAAGACACACUUGCCAGCUUGAAUAUAAUUUCUGGGAAUGUUGUCCACAUGGUGUUGGCCCUUAGGGGAGGAUAG
Molecule: messenger RNA, 234 nt
Organism: Encephalitozoon intestinalis ATCC 50506
Lineage: Eukaryota; Fungi; Microsporidia; Unikaryonidae
Product: ubiquitin-like protein
Exons: 1
Coding region: 1-234 (77 amino acids)
Biological process (GO): protein neddylation; modification-dependent protein catabolic process; regulation of proteolysis
Cellular component (GO): cytoplasm; nucleus
Molecular function (GO): protein tag activity; ubiquitin protein ligase binding
Source: RefSeq, a predicted model, not a curated record